AUGCAGCUUCUACUGGUGUCUGUCUGCCUGGUCAUCUGCAGCUCAGCACUUGUUUCAGCCACAGAUCCCCACUAUGUGAUCACAGUCCCUGCUGAAAUAACACAGGGAUUUCAGGAGAAAGCCUGUGUUGUCUUCCAAGAUCUGGAGGGGGAAGUUCACUUAAAACUAGAACUGCAGAAAGAUGAUCAAGUUCAAGUUAUUGCUGAGCAAGAUAUAACCAGUCAUGACUUUUUCCACUGUUACCCUAUACAGGAAGUGAAAGUCAAUCUACCGCUAGGAAGGGAAAUUUACUCCUAUCUAAAGAGGUUUGAACUUCUCAUGAACUUGCCCUCCAAUGUGGUUUUUACAGAAAAAUCCUUUAACCUGGAGGUUUGUGGCAGUUAUACCUAUGGAAAGCCCGUACAAGGCACCCUAUAUGUUGAAGUCUGCUAUAAUUCAAUUGCGUUCGAUUAUUAUGCAUAUUCUUAUGGCACUGAAGAAAGUGAAUACAAAGAAGAUAACUCUAUAACAUGCAUUAAAACAAGAGACACAAAGACUGACAGUAAAGGGUGCCUAUCCAAAGAGAUCAACCUUCAAUAUUUCAAUAUCACACGGGAUAUGACAGAGCUACAGAUUUCAGCUUCACUGACUGAAGAUGGUACAGGUCACACAGAGAAAAGUAAAGCUACUCUCAAUCUCCUCAAAAGCCAGCACAUUAAAUUUGUGGAUACUGACUCUGUAUACCACAGUGGACAUCCCUUCACUGGCAAGAUUGUGGAGGGUGAUAGUAAAAAGCCCAUGGCCAAUGUGGCUGUUGUGAUAUCCUUACUUGAUCAUGAUGAUGAAAUUCAAACUGUGAAGACAGUAGAGACCAACAGGGACGGAUUGGCUGAUUUUAGACUCAAUACUGAUUCUUGGAAAGGUAUUUUAGCAAUAAAGGUAACUGGUGAUGACUCUGAUGAGGAUAUGGAAUCCUUUUUGCGUUCUGACCAUGUGAAGUGGCUCCAUCCCUACUACUCGGAGAGCAACAGCUUGCUGAAAGUGGAAACUAUAACAGACACCCUUCCAUGUGAUUCUGAUCUGUCGGUGAAAGUGGAUUAUCACAUCAAUAAAGAUCAAUUGGAUUCUAAAACAGACCACAUCUCAUUCUUCUACAUUAUACGAUCUGGUAUUGGAUUACAUACUCAUAAAGAAUAUAAAUUGGAUGUCGCUGAGCAACCAAGUGGCUGCACGCUCCAUGGGUCUUUCCCAAUAAAGAUUCAUAUAGAUGCCGAUGUGUUCCCACAUUUUUCUGUUCUUGUUUACACUAUAUUGCCAAAAGGGGAAACUCUUUCUGACCGCAACAGGUUCAAUGUCUCACCAUGUUAUAAGAAUAAGGUGCAGCUUAAGUUCUCUGAAGAAGAAGUCCUUCCUGGAGGUAAGGUGAAUCUGGAGGUUUCCGCAGAGGCUGGGUCACUGUGCAGUGUGCGCUCUAUGGACAAAGGAUACUUUCUUCAAUAUCCUUAUGAGGAUUACUCAUUUGCUAAUGAUGUUAUAAACAGUGUGCCAAGGUCAUUACACGAAUACACAUAUGGAUAUUUCUAUGAAAUUGACGAACCUACCCAGUGCCCGGAAAAUCAGACAAAAGGCAAUCUAUACAUAAUCACCAACACUCACAUCAAGUUACCGGUGAAAUGUGUUGCUGAGGUGAUCAGUGCUCGUUCUUCAACCACAAAGAAAAAGAGCGAUUCCAAAGCCAAAACAGAGAAGGGAAAGCGUACCACAAGGAGGUUCUUUCCAGACACCUGGCUGUUUGACUUAGCGUUGGUGGGACCAGAAGGUCACACUUUGCUAAACCUGACUACACCAGACAGUAUCACCAAAUGGGAGACAGAAGCGAUGUGCUUGGGAAAAUCUGGCAUUGGGGAAAUCAGAAAUGUUGGGCUUGUCACCUUCCAGCCUUAUUUCAUUGAACUAAUUCUGCCUUACUCUGUGGUACAAGGAGAGAAAUUUCAAAUUGAAGCCCAGGUCUUCAGCUAUGAGAAGCAAUGUAUUCUGGUAGUCGUUUCCCUAUCUGAGGCAGAUGGUAUCCAAACAGUCCAAAGCAAAGAACAAGCCCAAUGUGUCUGUGAUGGUCAUGCCACCUACUUCAGCUGGAAUGCUACAGCUUCAAAACUAGAUAAAAUUAAGAUUCAUGUAGACAGUGGAUCUCUGAAGGUUGAAGGGGAAUGUAUUGAAAAUGCUCUUCUAAUAACUGAGGAACACAGAGUGGAUUCUGUUGAGAAAACCAUCCUAGUUAAGGCCAGGGGAUAUAAAGAGCAAACCGCACAGACGCAUAUUUUAUGCCAUUCAGAUACCACAGAAAAGGUUACAUUUAUUGUAAAAACUCCACGCAGGCUGGUUCCAGGCUCUGAAUAUGCCCACAUUGUAGUUGUAGGUGACCUCAUGGGCAACCCAAUCAAAAAUCUGGAAGAUAUACUUGCAUUACCAGAUGGAUGUGCGGAGCAGAGCAUAUCCAAACUUUCUAGAUGUGUUACAGCCCUAGAAUAUCUACAGAGUAUCAAUAAACUCGCAUCUGAAACUAAAGAAAAGCUUCUGGAGGGACUAGUUGAGGGUUACCAAAAACAACUAACAUUUAAAAACCAAAAUGGCUCUUAUGGAUUCUUUACUGCAAGUACACCUACUACAUGGGUAACGUCAUUAGUAGUGAAAGGUUUUAGUAGCGCCCUGCAGUUUAUCUAUAUAGACGAGAAGCACAUUCUGGAUUCUAUUCAAUGGCUGGAAAGUAACCAAAUGCCCAAUGGAUGUUUUAAUGAUACGGAUUCCUUCCUUUUUUAUAACGAGGGUGAGGAGAGAAAAAUCACACAAGCUGCCUAUAUCCUCAUCUCUCUGCUGGAGCAUCCAAUUGCCCACAACAGAAACAUUGUAGAGAAUGCUAAAUCCUGCAUAAGCAAAGGAGCAGAAACUGUUAAUACACCCUUUAACUUGGCUGUCAUGGCUUAUGCCUUCCCCUUAUCAGGAGACACUGAGCUGAGAGCACUCAUGCUCAAACGCCUGGAAGAGCAUGCCCAGAAGGAUGACAGUGGAAUGAAGCAUUGGAAAGGUGUAGGCUAUCGUCACGGAGAUAUUGAAACAUCUGCAUAUGUGAUCCUGGCUCUGCUCUCGGACAAGAUAAUUACUCACAAAGAACUUGAUGAAUGCGCUGAUGUAGUCCGUUGGCUUGCUUCAAAACAAAACCUAAUGGGUGGCUACUUCUCUUCUCAGGACACUACAAUAGCUCUUCAAGCUCUUGCUAAAUAUGCCAAAGCCACCAGCCACGGGAAUGGAGAGUCAACUGUGACUAUUGAUGGACAGUCAGGAUUUUACAAAGAGAUUCAUAUAGACAAAAGAAACAACUUACUCCUACAAAUGGUAGACUUGCCAAAAGUCCCCGGGAUUUACACAGCCUCUAUCAAAGGAAAUGGCUGUGUUUACAUACAAUCCCAUCUUCAUUACCACCUUCUUCCUGAUGACCACAACAACCAAUUUUCUGUUAAUGUAACCACCCAACCAGCAGUGUGUAGCCAUGAGGCACAGACAACGUUCGAGGUCCUUGUGGAUGUCAGAUACUUGGGAGAACAACCUGAAAUCCAAAUGGUUGUGAUUAAAGUGGAACUUCUAUCAGGACAUUCUACCUAUAAAACGAGUUUUAAACAGGAUCUGAAGUUGGAAGUUCAUGACAGCAAAGAAAUACAGCAAACCUAA
Molecule: messenger RNA, 3702 nt
Organism: Nanorana parkeri
Lineage: Eukaryota; Metazoa; Chordata; Amphibia; Anura; Dicroglossidae
Product: alpha-2-macroglobulin-P-like
Exons: 31
Coding region: 1-3702 (1233 amino acids)
Cellular component (GO): extracellular region
Molecular function (GO): endopeptidase inhibitor activity
Source: RefSeq, a predicted model, not a curated record